Messenger RNA from Elaeis guineensis (African oil palm), 1186 nucleotides. RefSeq lists its product as uncharacterized. Lineage: Eukaryota; Viridiplantae; Streptophyta; Magnoliopsida; Arecales; Arecaceae. The record is from RefSeq and is a predicted model, not a curated record.
CUCACUCCAAAACUCCCUUAAAACGCCUCCCAUCCCUCCUCCUCAUCGCACCUCACUCACCCCAUUCACUUCCCAACAACCAAGGAAUGGAUCUCUUUUCCCUUCGAACCAAGCGUCAUGCCACAUCCUUCCUCCUCUACCUCUCCAUCUCCUCUCUCCUCCUAUCCCCAACCUCAUCGGCCACCAUCCCCUCAGGCACCAUCCAAAGAACCACCAAGCAGCAAAUCCUCGCAUCCAUCCCCCCCAACUACGCCGACAACACCCAGCCCUUCCUCACCUCCCCUUCCGGCAAGUACGCCGCCUACCUCCUCCGCCGCGAGACCGCUCCGGCAGCCGGAGGCUUCGGCAACGACUUCUGCUACAUCCAAGUCCAGGACACCUCCUCCAAAGAAAGCAUGUGGGAGUCGGAGUGCGCCCCGGUGAGCACCGCCAACGCGUGCUCGCUGGUGUUCACCGACCAAGGCCUCGAAGUGUUCGACGGGAGCGAGUCGGUCUGGAACGGAGAGGGCGCCGGGGAGAGCUUCCCGGAGAGGGUGGACCUGGUGGACGACGGUGACAUGCGGGUUAUAGACAACAAGGGAGAGCUGUUCUGGAGGGCGUCGGACGACCCACGGGCGAACCAGGGUUGCGGGUUGCCCGGGUCGGCCGGGCUGGCACCGGACUCGCCGCCAUUUUCCAAACCGAUCGGCACCAAUGGGAAACUUCCCUUCGGCCAGCAGCAACCACAGCCUCAGGCGGUCGGAGCUCCACCACCGGAGGAGGCUGUGGGAGCUCCGCCGCCGAAUGAGGAGGAGGGGCAGCAGCCGGUGGGAGCACCGCAGCCUAAUGGGGUGUUUGGCCAGCAGCAGGAGGAGCCGCCAGUCGGAGCUCCGCAGGCUAAUGGAGCGUUUGGGGGGCAGCAGCAGGGGUCGCCGGAAGGCUUGAAUGGAUCGAAUCAGCCCUCGGAUUCGGGUUCGGAUGUGCAGCCGUUGGUGGAUUAUAAUAGGUAUGAUAGUGGGAGUCCGAGGGGAUUGGAGAGCUGGGUUGGGAUGUGUUUGGGUCUCGCGAGUCUGUUGGUGUAUGGGAUUAUCUUCUGAGGGCUGAAGGUGGUAUUAGCCAGCCUUUGAUUUGUCCGUCAAUCCAAUGUGAAAUUGCUGCAUUUUCUUGUGAUCGUUGAUGUCGCUAUUUCUUUUGCUAGCAGGUAGCA